UCAGUGUUUGGGUCUCCUUUGCCCCAAAUGCGCGCGCGGUCCACUCAUCUUGAUUUCGUCACCGCGUUUGUACGGUUUGUAUGACUUGGGUCGACUUGGUGUGGAGCGGGAGUGGGUCGACUCUGAGGCACCACAGCGGAGCGGAAAGCUUCCCAGGCGUGCAGUCGCAGUGUGACAGCGGAUCGGAUUGCCUGUCGUGGUCAAAGAUGGGCAGCGCAAAUGGAUUAAGUGCGGCGAACGGGAAGAGGCACAGGAGCAACGGAUAUCAUGGGAGCAGUGCGAGGAUCGUGGGCAGCUUCACGGAGGAGCCCUUCCUCAAGCCGCGCAUCACAGAACGCAGCCUGGCGAGCGUUCUCUUCCUCAUCACCGUAUUGAUUCUCAUCGUGAAAUUGACCUUCAUGUUAAAGUCGUCUGUUCAGUCUGCACUCCAGUGGCGGCAGCUGGUGAGGAGCAUGUGGACGGAUCCGGUCAGUGGGCGGCAGUUUGUGGCCUUCGCCUGGGCUGAGGGCUUCCGGGGGCAGUUCCUCGUGUGUCCUUUGCUCUGCGGACUGGCAGUCUUCCUCUUCGCGUGGUUCAUCGUCUACUUCGACAGCAGAAUCCCAGGCGUCGAUCCGCCGAUGCCCAGACUCUGGCAGAGAUCCUCCUGGCCACUGGCGUACAAAACGAGUGUCAUCGCCGGUCUGCUGGCAUUCUCAGUCACUCUAAUCAGUCCACAUCUGUGAAAUUCCCACCUGUGAAGCCCAAUCAACUCAAGGAGACUACUUUGCUGUCUCAUCAUCGGGUACAUUUAGAGUCAAUGCAGUAAUGUUUAUCUCUGGUUUAGGAUUAGAAGUAAUUCCAGUUAUUUAUUUUGCUCAUUUCUAAUUUAUUUUUCCCAUCUUAAUGUAAGAUAUUCCCACGGCAUAAUAGAUGUUUUUGAAUGCCUCUAAAAGCAGUGAAAUGAAUUUAUAACACUGCAUGUUGAUUAGAUUGGCGUGAAAAUGGAAUAGAAAGCAUCACUUUGUGCAAUUAAAAUAUCAAAUGAAUCACUUAAACGACCUUAAAUUAAUAAAAGCAUUAUUUUGUGACCAUUUUUUUGGAUUUGGAAUUGAAUAUCUCAGAAGUCAAAAUGCUGUUCGAAGCAAUUUUUGCGUUAUAUAAUCAUAUUGUCAUAAGACAAGCAGAUUGACUUUUCAGCUUCAGCCAAACAAUAGAUUUAUGUACUUCGCCUUAAAGAAUGAUUCACUGUUUUGUGUGCAGAAAUGCAAACAAGCGCCAGAGCUG
Phlebotomus argentipes is the source of this 1263-nucleotide messenger RNA. RefSeq lists its product as uncharacterized. The coding region runs from base 81 to 722 and encodes 213 amino acids. The record is from RefSeq and is a predicted model, not a curated record. NCBI's taxonomy places the organism in Eukaryota, Metazoa, Arthropoda, Insecta, Diptera, Psychodidae. The transcript is spliced from 2 exons.